Messenger RNA from Helianthus annuus (common sunflower), 2246 nucleotides. Its product is annotated as protein SCAR2. The record is from RefSeq and is a predicted model, not a curated record. The transcript is spliced from 8 exons. Gene Ontology annotation, biological process: actin cytoskeleton organization; positive regulation of Arp2/3 complex-mediated actin nucleation. Lineage: Eukaryota; Viridiplantae; Streptophyta; Magnoliopsida; Asterales; Asteraceae. Gene Ontology annotation, molecular function: protein kinase A regulatory subunit binding; Arp2/3 complex binding. The coding region runs from base 123 to 2138 and encodes 671 amino acids. Gene Ontology annotation, cellular component: cytoskeleton.
CUCACCACCCCCACUCACUAAUAACCACCUUCUCUCUCUACAAAUUCUCUUACACACACAACCAGAACAUUUCAUUCCAAUUCUGUUCUUUGAAACCUGUGCAACACAGUGAUGAGAUAUCAAUGCCAUUCAGUAGAUAUCAGAUAAGAAACGAGUUCAGUUUGGGUGAUGCAACGCUGUUGAAAGCAGGUGGUAGAGAUGAUCCUGAAGCUUUGCUUAAAGGUGUUGCAAUGGCGGGUCUCGUUGGUGUUCUUCGUCAACUCGGUGAUCUAGCUGAGUUUGCAGCAGAGAUUUUUCAUGGGUUACAUGAACAAGUGAUGGUAACUGCUUCUAGGGGACAUGGUUUAUCGACACGUGUUCAACAGAUCGAGUCAGAUUUUCGUUCAUUUGAAAAGACAUAUCUUUCCCAAACACGCCCUUCAGCAUUCUUCACCCGUUCAGGUAUUCGGUGGCAUCCUAAUCUGCAAACAGAACAUAAUAUUAUCACCAAGGGAGAUAUACCUCGGUUUGUCAUGGAUUCUUAUGAAGAAUGUCGCGGCCCGCCUCAGUUAUUUCUGCUAGACAAGUUUGAUGUUGCUGGUGCUGGGGCAUGCUUAAAACGUUACACUGACCCAUCAAUAUAUAAAGUUGAAGCACCAUCAUAUGAAAUGACGAUGGCGGAAACUCAAAGGGGCAAAAAGAUUCGUAAGUCAAAGAAGAAGGGAUCACGAUGGAAAAAUGGACACACUCCUGAGGUUUUCCAGCCGUCACAUGUCAAACUGCAUCAAUUGCUCCUUGAGGAGCGCGUGCAAAAUGGCGCAAGUAAUCCUGCACGCCGUGCAAAAUUAAAGAAAAGGGAAACUAAAAUCCCAUUCGACACAGAAACUAGUAAAGGAUACGUGAUGACAUUAUUAAGUUCUCCACCAGAGGAUAAAUUUGUGCAUGAGGUUAAAACGGUAAAUUCACCCUUACGUUUGCCUACCGAUCGUUCUGAGGAACCAGUGGUUGUUGAAACAUUUGAGGUUAAAAUGGUAAAUUCACCCUUAGAUGAUAAUGAAGAAAAACACAUUUCUCUUCAUGGAGAACACAAAAAUGUUAUUGAACAUAAUAAACAAUCCGAUGAUGACGUGGCAAGUGAGACAGAAAAUUACAAGGAUGCCCUUGCCACCAUGGAAUCAGAAGUUGAAACAGAUGCUGAUUCUGUAACCACUUCACCCAAUAAUAUGUCUCCACGUGGCAACGACUUUCCUCGCCCGUUUGCAAGUACCGAAAUCCCAUUUCGCCCACGUGUCCAAAUCUCUGAUAAUUGCACAGAUUUGCUUGUGGAUCAAGAAACAAUCUUUAUAGAAAAUAAUUGUGUAGAUGUUAAAAGUCCAAUAAAAAAAGAAAAUGAAAUUGACUCGGAUGACGUUAUGGCCUCUUUUCUUGUUGAGGAUGAUAAUUCCAAUUCUACCCUUGUGAAUUCACAUGUGGAAGAGCAGCCUUUUGCUUCUUUUGGGGACAAACUUGACAUUUGUGAAGAUGAAAUGGAGGAGAUGCCGCCAUUGCCACCUCUGCCGCCUAUGGAAUGGAGGGUGGGAAAGCUUCAGAUGCCGCCAUUGCCGCCAGUUGUUCCCCGAGUUGAACCCCACCAGUCAUUGAAUCCGAAUGAGAUUGCUGCAAGCAAGAACUCUGAAUGUGAUCAUCAAGUGAAUGCAGUGGAACCUGAAGAACAAAUGGUCUCACAACCACCAUUUGAUAGUGUGGAAUCUCGAAAUGUUUCGACUUCUGGACCAGAUAUUACUAGGUUGUCAAGCACAUCUUCACUUCCUUCAGGUGAUGAUGAACUGCGAAACGAUAAACAGUCAAUGAAAGUUCAACGAGCUCGUACUCCGCCCAUAGAUGCAGUUGCUCCUUAUGGCAAAGUCAAGUUGAGGAAGGUCCCAGAACGAGCAACGCCUCUCUUCCCAAAGGAAGAGGAAAGGGACACUUUUCUCGAACAGAUCCGGGCCAAGUCCUCCAACUUGAAGCCAGCUGUCAAAAGCAGGCCCGUUGUUAUUCCGGGCCCCACGACGAACUUGAGGGUAGCUGCCAUUUUAGAAAAAGCAAAUGCAAUUCGUCAGGCAUUUGCUGGAAGUGAUGAUGAUGAAGAUGAUAAUGAUAGUUGGAGCGACUCAUGAGAACAUAUAAUUGAUGCUAUAUCACCAUAUCUUAUCUUGUAUACUUGUUUGUCCUUUUCAUGGAUGUUACUUGGGCUGUAUCAUUAGGUGCAAAUAUGUAAUUUAUCA